CUGUUGACGAUGUUUGACACUUCACAAUAUUAUUGGACUUUUAUAAUAUUGGUGUGAAUUUAUUUAAUUAUUUCCAAGACACAUAAAAUAAUACUAUACGAAUAUAUAUCUAAUAAUUUAACUACAGCCCGCCACCACAAUGGCCGAAGUUAAAGAGAACAGUGAAAAUCCCCUCGAUAUAGAUGGAAGUAACUUCAAUCCCGAUUUGUACCUAGAUCGUCUCAUGAAACAUGCAAAUUUAAAGCAAAUAAUGGACAAGGAAGCUGAAAUUGUUACCCAGAGUCAGUUUCUGCAAUCGGAGAUGCAAACUUUAGUUUAUGAAAACUAUAACAAGUUCAUUUCAGCAACAGAAACCGUAAGAAAAAUGCGUUCAGAUUUCCAAAUCAUGCAAGAAGAAAUGAAUAAAUUGAGCGACAACAUGAAUAAAAUAACGACAUUCAGCGCACAGAUUUCCGAAUCAUUAAAAGAAAGUGGUAAUAAUGUAAGUAGAUUGUGUGGGACAAGACAGCUGCUGGACAAAUUACAAUUCUUAUUUCUGCUGCCCUCACAGCUAAAUAAAGCAAUCAUAGAAAAUCGUUACGCAGACGCCGUCCACGACUAUACACACGCUCAAAGAGUCCUAUUGAAGUAUGGAAAUCAACCUUCAUUUCAAAGCAUCCAGACAGAAUGCUAUGAAAUAAUUUCUGAACUAAAAAAAACUUUAAGAGACAGAUUACUCAAUCCUGACGCAUCUGCAUCAGAGCUUGUUGAAAGUGUAGGGCUGUUGAGACAGCUGCAAGAAACUGACUCAUCUCUCCAGGACAUAUUCUUAAACUGUGCUGAGAAUAGACUCGAUAAACAUUUGCAGACUUUGAGUGCAAUGGUAGAGAUCACAGACAUUUUAGAGUGGGUUGAAAAAUGUAAUAAUUCACUUCUAGCUGAUAUAGGUAUUGUUAUAUCAUGUUAUCAUGAAUUAUUCCAGAAUAGUAAUACUACUCUCCCAGAAUUUGCUAACAAGGUUAUGACCCAAGUAUUCCACUUAUUUGAAGAAGUCAUGAAAAGGCCAGAAAACAAUGGAACAGAAAUCUUGGUAAGAGGUCUAGAUAAGUUUUUUAGAAAGUUGCAAGCAAUGAGAGAAAUAAUUUCAAGUGAUACAAUGUCCGAUAAGGCUGUAGAGGUCGUAAUUCAGUGUAUCAACCAGAAGGCUACAGGGCAGUACCAAUCUAUACAGACUCAGUUCAAAGACAGCCUAAUGAGAGUGAGACAGUCUCUCGCCAGUAAAGGCACAGAGAAUGCGGACCUCAAAGAUAUCCUGAAUUCUCUACAAGUUUAUCUGAUGCAGAAAGUUCAAGCAUCACUUCUAGAUCUUAUGGCAUUCCUACAAAAUAAUCUGUCAUUCGGUUUGAAACCUUGGUGUGUGAAAGCGGUUGCUGAUGCCUGUUGGAUGGUAAUCUCGGAGACAAUGGUCAACUUAUCCGACAUGGUUAAGAAAAUGGCUGGGCCUCAAAGCUCAAAUAACAUUCCAUUUGAAUUACUCCUAAUCCUAGCCAAGUUAUGUCUGGAGAUGCAAGAGAAUGGAGUGACCACACUGCACAGUCAUCUCCUGAAACUUUUGGAGGAAGCAGCCCCUGGGGUGACGAUAGAGAACCGCGACACGAGCGGCGUGACCGUGUGCCUGUCUAGUGCGGCGCAGGCGGCGCUGGACGCGGAGGUGGCGCACAUCGGGCAGACGGCGGCCCAGAUGCUGCGCGUGUCGGUGCUGGCGCGAGACUGGCUGCGCGCCCCGGAGCCGCGCGGACCGCGCGCCGUGUGCCGCCGCGUCGUGGAGACGCUCGCCGGCGCCGACGCCGCCGCCGCGCAGCUGUUCCCCGCGAGCGUCAAGCCGUCGAGCGACUCCAGCCGACGUACUAUCUGGUCGCGGACGACGACCGCUUUCUCGCCGAUUAACCGGCUGUUCUCGGAGCGGAUCGAGGUGUUCGGGCCGGCGGGCGCGGACCGCGGCGCGCUGGCAGAGGGCGCGCUCAAGGUGGCACUGAAGGCGCUGGUGGAGUGCGUGCGGGUGCGCACGUUCGGGCGGCACGGGCUGCAGCAGCUGCAGGUGGACGCGCACUUCCUGCAGGCGCGGCUGGCGGCGGCCGCCCCGCCGCGCACCGAGCGCCUGCUCACGGCGCUGCUGGAGGACGCGCUCGCCUCCGCGCAGCUGCGCUGUGUCGACCCGCAGCUUAUGGAGCCCAGCAUAGUCGACAUUAUAUGCGAGAGAGGUUAAACCAACCAUUUGAACGGGUUAGGGUUGCCAACGUUGAUCGAUAGUUCGGCAACACAGCAUGUGUAUAUUUCGCCUAAAUUAUGUAUGUGUAUGAAAUAAAAUAAAAAUACAUUACUGA
Pectinophora gossypiella (pink bollworm) is the source of this 2363-nucleotide messenger RNA. RefSeq names its product vacuolar protein sorting-associated protein 51 homolog (gene Vps51). Lineage: Eukaryota; Metazoa; Arthropoda; Insecta; Lepidoptera; Gelechiidae. Gene Ontology annotation, biological process: Golgi organization; endocytic recycling; lysosomal transport. The coding region runs from base 140 to 2245 and encodes 701 amino acids. The record is from RefSeq and is a predicted model, not a curated record. Gene Ontology annotation, cellular component: GARP complex; membrane; EARP complex. The transcript has a single exon.